GCCUUUACCUGUAGACAUUCAGAACUUUGGGAAAUGGGCGUUUGCGGCUAAAAUAAACAGCGCCGACGCGAUUUAAGAGCUUAUGUUUGUGUUUUGAUGCGCCGAGAGAGAAAAAGUAAAGACAAAGACAUGAGAAAAAUAAACUAAAGAGUUUAAGAAAGUGAACGCGUUUAAAGUUUUGUUUUAGCCGAAGCGGCGUCUCGUGGUAAACAAUGGGAUGUUGUAGCAGCUCAGAGAGCAAGCGUGACUGGAAACCGCUGGAGGAGCGCAGCUGCACGGACAUCCCAUGGCUCAUCGUAUACACGCUGUUUUGUAUCGGGAUGGCUUGUAUUUGUGGCUUCGCCAUCGCCACAGGAGGUGCCUCCAGGAUCAUCUCAGGAUAUGACAGUUACGGCAACAUUUGCGGUCAGAAAAACGCCAAGAUCGACGGCGUCCCCCUCAGUGGCCAGGACAUGACGAAAAACAAGAAUGUUUUCUUUUUAGAUCCUUGCAACCUCGACUUCAUCAACAGGAAGAUCCAGUCCAUCGCCCUGUGUGUUUCAAAAUGUCCAGCGACUGAACUGAAGACGUACAACGACGUCAAGCAGUUUGCUUUGAAUAAUGACUCUCACCUCUGCUCUUAUGAUAUCCUUGCCGCAAGAUACACAAACCAUCCGGACAGAUUCACUAAAUGCCCAAAACUCCCUGUUCCACCAAGUAAGGCUGUUCCGCUUCUCCGCCGCUGUAUUCCCGUGGACAUCAGCUGCUACGCUGAGUUUGCCCAGGCGUUCAUCACCUUUGUCAACGACAACACCGUGCUGCGGCGGGUCAUUGCUGGAGUGAUGGCCAGCAAGGAGAUCAUCAUGGGCCUCUGCAUGCUGGCCUUAGUUCUCUCCUUGAUCAUGAUGGUUGUAAUUCGUUACAUCUCCAAAGUUCUGGUGUGGAUUCUCACAAUUCUGGUCAUCAUCGGCUCCAUAGGGGGAACAGGGGUCCUUUGGUGGCUGUAUGCCGACCACAGAAAAGCCGUUAAGACAAACACCACAACAGUGUUUGGGCGAGAAGUGGCUGAAGACAACGUCAAGGCGUUGCUUAUUUAUGCGAUAGUUGCGACAGUUUUCACGGUGGUUCUCCUGCUGGUGAUGUUCUUCAUGAGGAAGCGAGUGGCUCUCACCAUCUCCCUCUUCCAUGUUGCGGGGAAAGUGUUCAUCCAUCUUCCCCUGCUGGCCCUGCAGCCUUUCUGGACCUUUCUCUGCCUCAUGCUGUUCUGGGUCUACUGGAUCGCCGUGCUCCUCUUCCUCGGGACUUCAGGAACAGCAGUAAAGAACAAUUCUACAGGUGUGGUGGAGUAUCACAUGCAAGGGCCUCUGCAGUACAUGGUGUGGUAUCACGCUGUGGGCCUCAUCUGGAUCAGUGAGUUCAUCCUGGCCUUCCAGCAGAUGACCAUCGCUGGAGCUGUGGUCACCUACUACUUCACAAGGAAUAAAUCCCAGUUGCCCGCAACGCCCCUGCUCUCUUCAAUGAUACGCACCGUCCGCUACCACCUGGGCACCCUGGCCAAGGGAUCCUUCAUCAUCACCCUGGUGAAGAUUCCCCGGCUCAUCCUGACGUACAUCCACAGCCAGCUCAAAGGAAAGGAGAACGCGUGCGCACGCUGUAUGCUGAAAGCCUGCGUCUGCUGCUUGUGGUGUCUGGAGAAGUGUUUGGCGUACUUAAAUCAGAACGCUUACACCGCGACAGCCAUCAACAGCACAAGCUUCUGCACCUCGGCCCGCGAUGCGUUCAUCAUCCUGGUGGAGAACGCGCUCCGAGUGGCGGCCAUCAACACCGUCGGCGACUUCGUCCUCUUCCUGGGGAAGAUUCUCGUGGUGUCCUGCACGGCCUUUGCUGGCGUUCUGGCUCUGAACUACCAGAGGGAAUACACGGUGUGGGUGCUGCCGCUCCUCAUCGUCUGUCUGUUCGCCUUCCUGGUGGCGCAUUGCUUCCUCUCGGUGUUCGAGAACGUGGUGGACGUCCUCUUCCUCUGCUUCGCCGUGGACACAAAGUACAACGACGGCAGUUCCGGCCGAGAGUACUACAUGGACAAGGCUUUGAUGGAAUUUGUUGAAAACAGUAAGAAAGGAGGUCGGUACAAGGCAGAUGAUGGAGACGGACGGGAGAUGAAACCCAUGGCACGCGGAGGAACUUUAGCUUGAGCCAAGUUUUAGACGGACCGCCAAACAACUAAAAAUCCUCCUGGUCCUAAUUCAGACGUACCAGCCUAACUCUGCAGCAGCUUCACAUAGAAAAUGGUUUACUGUGUACACAAGCCUGACCUGGUUUCAGCUAAAAUACACACUGAAAUACACACUGGCUCUUCCUGUGAGAAAGAGAGUUGGAAAUUUUAAGGUUUGACACUGACAGAUUUAAUCUAAAAGAACAAUUUCUGGUUGUGUUUUAUUAACAAUAAGACAGUCUUCCUAGUUUGUGGCGAUAUAACAUGGUUUGACAUGUCUGUUUUUCGUGUUUACACGCAGUAAAUCAGGUUUCCUGUAGUUUGAAUCAUUAAGUGUACUUUGAAACAGAUGCCUCACGAUGUUUUGUCAAAAACUGUUUAUGACUUAUUAAAAUUUUUUUAUGAAAAUGAAAGUUA
Molecule: messenger RNA, 2608 nt
Organism: Salarias fasciatus (jewelled blenny)
Lineage: Eukaryota; Metazoa; Chordata; Actinopteri; Blenniiformes; Blenniidae
Gene: slc44a1a
Product: solute carrier family 44 member 1a
Exons: 16
Coding region: 213-2171 (652 amino acids)
Biological process (GO): transmembrane transport
Cellular component (GO): membrane
Molecular function (GO): transmembrane transporter activity
Source: RefSeq, a predicted model, not a curated record